GUAAGCCUGUCGCCGCACACUACUAGACUUUGACGACUGACGACCCUAGUUGUGACUGAAAGAAAGGAUGCUGCUACUCCGCUCCUCCCGUUCCAUCUUCUCCAUCGCUCGUAACAAUAAGCUGCAGCUUGCGGCGCUUCCACAGCUCGCGCGUGGUGUAGUUGCAGCUUCUACUCCUGUAGGCGCAUUUGCCGGGGCCGCUCGCCUUCAGCAGUCAGAGAAGCGCCAGGAGAAGCGUUUCACCACUCGCUCAGCCCAAAUGGCCGCUGCCGCUACUGAGACGGAGGAACUACCCGAGAUCCAGCAGGAGGAGCAUAAGCAGCCGCCGCACCCCUCCACGCCGCAGCAGAAGUUCCGCAAGGACUACGCACCGCCGCCCUACCUGGUCAGCAAUGUGCACCUCAACUUUGACCUGCGCGAGGAUGUCAGCACCGUCACCAGCAGGCUGCACAUGCUGCCCAACUACGGACAGCUGGCGGCGGGCGCGGCGCGGCCCGCUCUGACGCUGGACGGGCGCAAGGACGUGAAGCUGGUGUCGGUGACGGUAGCUGGCAAGAAGCUGGAGGCGGGGGAGUACGAGCUGACGGAGAAGACCCUCAGCCUCAGCGGCCUGCCCGAGGGCGAGUUUGAGAUUGUGAUCGUGACGGAGCUCAAGCCGCAGGACAACACGCUGCUAGAGGGGCUGUACAAGUCCAGCGGCAACUACUGCACACAGCCGCCGGGGUGACUGACGGAUAGCCACGGAAAGGGGCGUGCGUGUGCGUGUGUGUUAUGUAGAUAAAUGUGGAUUCUGCAUGCGAAGGAAAACGCCAAGCGCGCGCCCGUCCAUGCAUGUGUUUGUGUGUAUGUGUAUGUGUGUGGCUUGGCUUGGAGGGACACCGCAAGCCCAAACC
Molecule: messenger RNA, 893 nt
Organism: Chlamydomonas reinhardtii
Lineage: Eukaryota; Viridiplantae; Chlorophyta; Chlorophyceae; Chlamydomonadales; Chlamydomonadaceae
Exons: 6
Coding region: 68-727 (219 amino acids)
Molecular function (GO): zinc ion binding
Source: RefSeq, a predicted model, not a curated record